Molecule: messenger RNA, 2326 nt
Organism: Amphimedon queenslandica
Lineage: Eukaryota; Metazoa; Porifera; Demospongiae; Haplosclerida; Niphatidae
Exons: 13
Coding region: 11-2326 (771 amino acids)
Biological process (GO): signal transduction
Molecular function (GO): protein binding
Source: RefSeq, a predicted model, not a curated record
UUUUGCAAAUAUGGCUCAUAAGUCUUCUUUUCUCCCAUCUUUUCUACGUAUGCCAUUGCCAGUACCAGAUCCGCACCUGACUAUAGCAGAUCCUACAAAGAAUCAACUGUCAAGUAUUCCCGAACUACUUCAGUUGCUCGGUAGGCAUGGUUAUUUUGGAGCCAAUUACUAUAUUCUUGGAUUUUAUCUUGGACUAUCCUCUCCUACACUGGAUGUUAUUGCAAAGAAUAAUAAAGGAGAUAAUGAGAGCUGUUUACGUGAGUGUCUUACUAAAUGGUUAGAGAAAGCAGACGAUGUACAGGAGACUAGAGGUGGUCCUACUAUCUAUUCAUUGAUAUCAGCAUUGAGGGAAUUAGGAGAGAAUGAAGUAGCUGAAGGAAUAGAUAUGGAGAAGCAUCCUGCUUGUAGAAUUCUUUCUUGUUAUACCUCAGACCAAACUCUGGUAUCUGCAUUACCUCAGUUGGCUAUAUAUUUGUAUGACGCAGAUCUUAUACAAAAGAUGAUCGUCCCACGUCAUAUGCCAAGAGAAUCACUACUGGGUGAAAUAAAGGCGGCAGUUUGUGCUGAUUAUAAAAAACUUAAGGCAUUUGCUGGUAUUUUAUGUAAAUAUAAAGUCACUGUUGGUAUAGGAAGAGCUAUUAAGAAAGACUGCAGAGAGGUUUAUGAGAGUGAUGAUGAUAAGAAUGGACUCCAGAUUUAUCUUCCUAAGAGUGUCACUUCAGAGUUUAAGAAGAUGCGAUUAAAGUUUUGGCAAACAUUCAUCAAAGUAGAAUCGAUCAUGAAAAGUAACCCUGAAUCCCCAUCCCUUUAUGAUAUGAAACAUGUACUUGGUACAUAUAACAAAACAUUAUGGCCACAGUUAGCUCAGUGUAAAGGUAUCAGUGACAUUCUACAAUUAAUACGUGCUAAUAGUUCACUUGAUGACAUUAGUAUGUUGGAGUAUUUUGUUAAUGAGUAUACUAUAGAGGAGGCUAAGGUAGUAGUUGAGGAAUGUAAAGGAGCUGUCGAGGAUUUAAAAAUAAAACUUUGCCAAUUUUUGGAAGAAGAGCUUUUAAAAGCUUCAUCACUAAAAUCUAAGUGUGUUAUGAUUGUCAUUGAUGAAGAUAUUGAUAAUUCAGUGCUUAAAGAUGUACAGAGACUGUCAUCAGGUGUAUUACCAUACCAUGUAAAAUUAAAAGUCAUUAGAGAUGAUGGUAGUAUGUGGGAAGUUUGGGAACAAGAAUCAUUUUCUGAUACUUUUGAUGAUCCUAUUGUACUAAGUAAAGAUAUCACAGCUACAACUAAAGAAAUUACAGGAACAACAGAAUCAGUGAGCCAUUCUUACCAGGAGGAGGAGGAGGAGGAAGACACAAAGGAUGAGCAUCAAGUUAUGUUGCUACAGGAGAAAGUUCAAAGUAUUCAAAAACAACUGGAGGAAGAAAAGGAACUCCAUGAAAAAGAGACAAAAAUUCUUGAACAAGUUAUAAAGAAAUAUGAAAAACAAAUACUUCAACUGAAAGGGGACUUCAUUCAAAACAAAGGGACAAUAGCAACACUUACUGAACAACAGGAGGAAAUUAGUGAAGACUUGAAACACAAGACAGAGCAAUAUGAAGAAUUAAGAUCAGACAAUGAACUUACUUACAAACAACUGGAGGAACUUGAAAAGAAACUAAAAAGAGAGAUACAAACAUCCUCCUGUUUCAUGAAACAGAAAGAAGUUGCUUUAAGAGAGAAAGAGGAAUUACAAAUAAAGAUUUUUGACCUUCAACAAGAAUUAGAACUACAGCAAGCCAAAGAUCACAAGGAAGUAUUAGUUCAGUGUGAAUACACUAUCACUCAGUCAGAACAAGGGCCAGUACAACAGAAAGAAGAGUAUGGGAUAUUACAAGAGAAUGUAUCCACAUCUAAUUAUAUUAGUAAAGGUAACAUAUCACAAUUAUCAGUAAUAAUGGCACCAGUUGAAGAUGACUGGUAUUAUAUUGGACAGUGUCUUGAAGUGAAGGAAUCAGUGUUAACUGAAAUCAAAGAGAUGACACCAGUUGAUUCAAGAUUAACUCAUGUACUUGAGACCUGGUGUCAUGAGAAGGAUAGAACAAUAACUGAACUGAAGGAAUCAUUGAAAAGAAUAGAUAGAGAUGAUAUACUGGAAGGUUUACAUGAAUUACCUACUGGACAAUAUACAAUGAAUAAUGAUGAAGAAUAUGAUAUUAAUGUAAAAGAUUCAAAUGAUGAAGUUGAGACCCAAAUUGAAACUGAAAACAAAGAAAUACAAACAACACAAACAACUCUUGACAAAGAAAUUCAGUUCAACUCUCUUGUAUCAUCACAUAGAACAAUUGAAUAA